Messenger RNA from Zea mays, 1397 nucleotides. RefSeq lists its product as uncharacterized. The record is from RefSeq and is marked predicted. Lineage: Eukaryota; Viridiplantae; Streptophyta; Magnoliopsida; Poales; Poaceae.
CGAAAAUCCUCCCACACGCUGACGCUGGUGCCCGUUGCUCUGUCCUCUGUUCGAAAAAUUUCCUCUUGUUGAGACCUGGGGCAUCUCUCUCUCUCGCCCCCCCCCCCCCCCCCCCCCCCCCUGCUCGCGGCGCAGCGGAGCCGACGCGAUGCCGCCGAGGAGGAAACGGCGAGCACCACCGGCCAAGUCGCAGAGGCAGACGGAGCCGGAUCCGCAACCGCAAGUGCCCCCUGGCGCCGACGCGCCGCUGGAAGAGCGGCUGAUAUGGGGCAGCCAACAAGAAAGCGAGCGCCGGAUUACUGCCAUCAAAGCCAUAAAAGACGCGGAGGCUGGGAACAUACAUUACCAGUUGCAAUUGGCACGGUCCUAUUAUUCCGAGGAGCAAUUGGAGGGAAACGCCAUGCAGUAUUUUCAGGAGAACUUGCACAAUCUGUCGGUUGUUCCGAACGAGGAAUAUGAUGUGCUUGAGCUGAAAUGGAAUAACGGCGGCGAAUGGAUGAUUGGAGACUUUGCAGAUGACAGGACUCUACGGGCUUCGAUUGCAUCAUUCACAGCUGCUGAUGGACUUCAGUUCCCAAGGGAUUCAGACUUCUAUACGCGCACUAGCAAUUUCAGUGACUUUGCUUGGAGUGAGCAGCCUGAAGGCCAAAUGGCAGGAGCAUCAGAAGCUUUUCAGACACCUGGGGCUGUGAGUAACCGGCUAUCCUGUGGCAUGACACCCAAAACUGUGAGGCUACCCAAGAAUGGUGAGAUGCUCCUAUCUGUGCAUGGUUCACCUCUUGGGGUCUAUAAAGAAGAAAAUUUAGCAGCCAUUGAAGAAUCUGGUAACGGAAGUGAAGAUGCUCCCUGAUAACUCACUGAUAUCACCUGAUGGUGCCAGCCUUUGACAAUAACAGUAAUGCACUUUGAAAUUAGUGUUUAGGUCACUCUGUAUUUUGAUGAACCCUAUUGUAGCAUGCCGACUUUUAUUCAGCUGACAUUAUUGUGCUUUGAACAGUGUUGUUAGCUUUGCUGCCAAGGAGGUCGGCAGAAUCACUUGGCUCCGGCCUCCGUGCCAUUUCCACCAGACGAGUUUAUUUACGAACUGAGCCGAAGUUUUUCUCUACACAACCCUCGUUACAGGCAUUACUGAAAUAGAUCAUUAGAACAAGUCCAUUGUUGACCACGGCCACCAAAAUCUAGCUUGAAUUCAAAUUGAUUAUAAUUGGGUGACAGCUUUAGACGACGGGAUAGAUAAACACAAUUGACUCAGAGCUGAAGCAGUUUCGAUGCAAAAGUCCAAAAACCUAUCUGUGGGCCUGUUUGGUUCAGCUUUUUCUGACCAUGGAGAGAAUCUGACUUUAGAGAGAAUCUGAGUAUCGUUAUGAUUAUAUACGACGGAAGAUAAAGGUGUCCAC